Molecule: messenger RNA, 5333 nt
Organism: Lytechinus pictus (painted urchin)
Lineage: Eukaryota; Metazoa; Echinodermata; Echinoidea; Temnopleuroida; Toxopneustidae
Exons: 26
Coding region: 190-4038 (1282 amino acids)
Biological process (GO): protein phosphorylation
Molecular function (GO): ATP binding; protein kinase activity
Source: RefSeq, a predicted model, not a curated record
AAAACGUCAUUAGAAUAGCGGGACAACAGGACGGCCGCAAGCCAAACUAAAAUCACCUCCGCCUUGUCCGGUUUUGAGAGUUUUCCUGUGAUCAUGAUUUUGAUGAAAUGAUCUAUGCUUAUUAUCUUAUUGGAUCUACAAAGGAAUUAUUAUUUCAAGGGGUAAACUUGGUAUUUUAACAAAGACAAAAUGGAGACAUUUGCAAGGAAAUCGACUUUCAUGCUUCUUGUCUUCGUGAUUUGUCUGCAUACAACUUUCAUAAGAGCUGAAGACUCGACCAUCCUAACCGUGACCCUGCCGGGUGAUUUUACUACUGAUCUCUCAUCACCAAGUAAUGCUGUUGAUGGGGGAUGGAGUGACUGGGGCGAUUGGCAUUCCUGUACCCAAUCAUGUGAAGGGGGGUUGACUGUUCGAUUCAGGAGGUGCAACAACCCCACCCCUUCCAAUGGCGGCGCCAAUUGCACUGGAUUCUCGAUGGAGCAAGGAGCGUGCAAUACCGACCCGUGUCCCGUUGAUGGAGCCUGGAGCUCCUAUUCGGACUGGGGUGAUUGCUCCGUGACGUGUGGAGGCGGAAACCAAACAAGGACCAGGACCUGCUCAGAUCCAGCACCAGCGUAUGGUGGAGCAAACUGCACCGGGGAGGAUAUCGAGGUCCGAGUCUGCGGCGAGGGCAUCUGCCCAACGCACGGUGGAUGGAGCGACUGGGGAUCGUAUUCACUUUGUAACACGGAUUGUCAGAAGACUCGCUAUCGAACCUGUACGAAUCCAGCCCCCAAGGAUGGAGGCAUGGAUUGUCCUGGAAGUGAGGUAGAUGUUUCCUACUGCAGUGUGCUUGAUUGCCCAGUUAACGGAGAAUGGAGCGAAUGGAGUGUUAGUUCAUGCGAUGAGACGUGCAGAGGAAGAAAGAGUCGAGAGUGUAAAAACCCACCACCCCUAAGAGGCGGGGCAGACUGCGUGGGACCAUCGCAGGAAGAGUACGGGGCGUGCACCGGAUUUAAAUGCGUGCAAAAUGGGGCGUGGUCGGACUGGUUACCGUGGUCGGAGUGCAGCAAGACCUGCGAUCGAGGCGGUAUAUCGCACCGACGUCGACACUGCAACAACCCUCAUCCACGGAAUGGAGGUAAAGACUGCCCUGCCUCCGAUCCCAACUACGAGGAGAAGAAGUGCUUCUCACAUCCAUGUCCGGUUCCUCCGGAUUUCGUGAGGCACGUCAAGCACAAGACGUACAACAUCAACUGGGCUCUCAUCCUCUCAAUACUAUUUGGUAUACUCGGUGUUUUGACCAUUUCUCUCAUCAUCGGGCUAUGUUUACGACAGAGACAUCUCAAGAUAAAGAGACAACAAAUGCUUGAAGAACGUGAGAAGGAUAAGCUGUAUAAAGAAGCUGCAGAAAUGAGUAUCAUUCCGGAUGGGAAGAAAAGCGCGGCGGAGAAACUUCGCCGUCAGAAGCUGAAAGCAAAGCUGAAGAAGAAUGGAAGGUUGGAUGAGACCGAGGGGCUUCUAGAUGACGGGGAGGACUUUGGAUUGUUGGAUGACUACUGGAAGUCGGAUAGCGCUAGUUUGGCUGGAAGCUUAUCUCGCUCCGGAAGUCUCCGCUCCCGUUCUGGCAGCAUGCGUUCCAAGUCUGGCUCAACUGUAGACCUUAGACCUGGUACUGCAACUGAUAGACCUGGAACAUCCUUGGAAAGACCUGGAUCGUCUGCAGAAAGGCCUGGAUCUGCCUUAGAGGCUGGUCCAGACUCGGAUCCUCGUGGUACAUCGUGGAAUCCAGAUGCGACAUCCUGGGAGGCCCAAGAGGACACACUCAUAUCGAUGGAGGGUGAAGAAACGAACCAAGCCUUGCCUGAUGGUGAGAAGAAGAGGAAGAUGAGGAGGAGGAGAAGGCGAAGACCUGGUAACGUUCACCGAGUAUCCGCGGUCAUCGAGCAGCGUGCCGAACCAUUCGAACUCGCCCAAGACGCAACCGACGAGAACCGGGUCGCGACCCCGGAUAUGAUGCAGCACCUAAUGCAGUUGGAUGCUCAAUUGAAGGAGAUGGCUGGCCAUCAGGUAUCGCAGACGACCGGAGGAGUGACGGGAGGAAUCGUACCGCAAUUCGCUGGUCUGACUGAUAUCCUGGGGGCUCCACUUACAGAUGUCAUGCAAGGUAACACCAUCACUUCACCAGGAGGAAACAACAAACAAGAGACACCUUCAAGCAAUGUCGGGAUGAACCUCAGGCAAGCCAUGAGCGGAAAGACCGCCAACGAACCCAGCGCACCGAUCGCUGCUCCAAACAGAGGGGCCCCACACCAGGCAACACCGGACAAGGGUGUGGGAGCAGCGAAUAAACCACAGGCAGCUGCUGGUAUGAAUCUCCAGCAAGCAAUGGGCGGGAAAGGAGUCCAACAGAUCGCUCCUCCAAGCCAACAGCCUCAAAGCGUGGGCGGCACAGGAGCCCAGCAACCGAAUCUUGGCGGGAUGACGAUGCAACAGGCGACUGGUGGGAAGAGUGCUUCAAAACAAAACAAUGAACAGCCCACCGGAGGUAUAACCCUAUACGAUGCUUUCAAUGGAAAAUCAUCGGGCAAACCACAAGCUACACAACAAGGCCAACAGCCUUCUAGACAACAACAACUACGGCAACCACAACAGCAGCAACAACAACGCGGUGGUAUGACCAUGGAACAAGCAACCGGCGGAAAAACAGCGGCUCGACCGCGGUCUUCUUCGCGUGACAGCCUCACCGUACAACAGGCAGCUGGCGGCAAAACCGCAGUCCGCCCGCGGUCCUCUCCACAAGGAAGCGUUACGAUUGAAAAGGAGACUGGCGUGAAAGGAGCGGCUUUACCGCGCACGCCGCAACGUGGCGGUAUGACGAUGCAACAGGCUACGGGCGGAAAACCGAUCUCUCCGCGUGGUGGAGUUGGUUUUACAUCUUCAAUUCAGGCUCCACCGGUUAAGGCAGGAUGGACCACCGGAGGUAGUAUCACACUACAACAGGCAAUGGGACCAAAGAUAGCGCCCCCUACCGGUGUCAGCAAGAGCAGGAGCUAUGACAGCAUCAUCCGUGAAGCCAUGGGCGCCAAUAAAGCGGCGAUGAAACCUCGGCGCGCUUCUCUCAAUGUUAUUGGCUUGACGAGAGAGAGGAGUGAUCUAAACCAAUUCAACAAGCAUUAUGGUGAGCUUCCUAAAGACGAUAUCGAGCUCGAGCAGGAGAUUGCCGAAGGGGCUUAUGGCUCCAUCCACCGGGCUAGUGUCUGGUUGCCCGAUCAGAAGGAAGAUGAAGAACCAACGUCCGUCUUGAUUAAAGUUCUCAAUCGCAACGUUUCAUCGGCCUCCAAAGCUGAUUACAUCAAGGAGAUUGAGACGAUGAAGAAACUCAAAUCUCAUCCGAAUGUCAUUGCUUUCGUCGGCUGCUGCACCAAAUCAGAUCCAUUCUUUAUGAUCUUGGAGUACGCGUCGAAGGGUCCCCUUCAGACCUUCCUUCGCCGUAACCGACCGGGAACCCCCGGCGCAAAGCCCCCACCAGCCGAAAUAUUCCUCCGUUUUGCCAUUCACGCUGCCAAGGGAAUGGCCUUCCUACAGACUCAAAAGGUUGCACACGGUGAACUGACCAGUCGCAAUAUUCUCCUAAACGACUAUCUGAGGGCAAAGGUUUCCAACACUCAUAGAAUCAGAGAUCCUACUGAUGUAGUGAAUCAGGGUCGCAUGGGGGUGCGAUGGAUGAGCCCAGAGGUGCUGGCCGGUGGGUCGUACACCCCUGAGAAUGACGUCUGGUCCUUUGGUAUACUGCUAUGGGAGCUGGUUUGUUUCGGUGCAACACCUUACCCUGGCAUGUCGUCACGUGACGUCAAAACACGUAUCCCAUCAGGCCUCCGUAUUGAACAACCACCACACUGCCCAGAUGAAUCGUAUGAGAUAAUGAAAAGUUGUUGGCAGACUGAUCCUAACCAGAGGCCAUCCUUCCGAGUUCUCGUUCAUGAGCUUGAGAAACUAGGACCGCAGGACUUUAUUGAUGUCAGUCGAUUCGUCCCUACAAGAUAUGAAUACAUGUAGACCAAUACUCAACUUCAAGCACUGUGGAUUUCUUGGAUGAUUCAGUACAACCCUAAAAUCGAGAAAGAGAGAAAAGGCCACCCGACGAAUAAAAAAAGAAGAAGCAGAUAAUCUUGUAAUCAAGGAACAUAAUUGCCAAAAUUUGUAUGUAAACAUUGUAUCCAAUAAAAAUUAUAAUAAUAAAUUUUAUUUUGUUGAAAGUCAAGUUUUGGUUGAUUUACGAAGAUGCCUUUGAUCGCUAUACUCUUUAUCACCCCCCCCCCCCCAUUCACUGUGCUUUAUAGAAGCACAUAUAUAACCUAUUAUCUGAGUUUGGGGCUGAUUCAUGACAUUUAAUGAGUGUUAGGAAUUUUAUUUACGCGUGUUGUUAUUAGUUAUGUAAUCUUCAUAUUACUUUAUCUGUAUGAUAGAAAUAGAUCAUUGUUAAAAAAAGUUUGAUGUAAUGCAAACCACUUAUUAAUAUUGCAAUGGGGACCGGAUCUGACCCCAAGAUGGUCAAUUAUUACUACACUCUGACCAUUUCGUGUGAAAAUGAUAACCAAGAAUGAGGUCAAAUGUUAUCCUAAAAGGGGUCAAAAUGACCUGGAAUAAGGUGAAAUGUGACCUACAUUUCGGGUCGUUCUUUGACUCGGAACGGAGGGAUGCAGCUCCACGCACCGAUUUCCUAGUCAUCCUAAACAGGGACUUCUCUAUUUUCAUACUUGAGAUUACGGCAUCCCUUUAGCUGGAACUUCAAAGUCAAGUAGUGCAUAUUAUUGUGAGGAAUCAUGAAAAAUUGUCCUAUGUACCGUAAUUUUUGAACCACCGCCUCUCUUAAUCAAUAUUUGAAUUUAACGUCAAUAAAUCACACGAUUAUAGUUCUUUUUAGUAGACUUUUUAUGAACAUGAGGAAAUCUUAAUUGCCAAUUUGUGUAUUGUAUUUAUGAAAUAUUGUAUAAUAUUAUAUAUAUGUAUAUUGGUACAAGUUUAUCUUAUCUAUAUACGAUUAUAUACGUUUUAGAAAUUUUAUUAUGUAAUUUUAUGACGACAGUUUUGUGAAGACUGGACAGAUUUAUGGACAUACCUAUUGGUAAUUUGUGUACUUUCAGUAUGUAAAUUUGUAUUAUAUACAGUAUGUAUUUAUAUCUAAAUAUAUUAUGUUGCGUCUUUAUAUAUAAAUAUAUGAUGUUUUGUAGGGUUUCGACUUCCCAUACUUGCAAAUAUAGGUAGGGCUAUCAUGUUUAUGUCACUAAAAUAUGGCGUUCAACGUAGCAUUAAACGUUGGAUUCUUAAUAGUCAUAAUAUUGCAGUGUUAA